GCAGGCCGCGGCGGGCAGAGCGGGCGGAAGGAACCCGAGCCGAGCUGCCACCGUGUCCGAGCCAGAACCGGAGCCGGAGCCGGAGCCACCGCCGCCGGAGCGUCGCGGGGCCCAGAGUCCGCGCGGAACGCCCUCCUCGCCGCCCGCCACGUCGCCGCGCCCGCCGGAGCCGCCGCGCCGCCCUAACACACCUGAAGCGGCCGGGCCGGCCCGCCUCGGCCCUCUGCUCGUCCUCCCCGCCCCGCACCGGCCUUCACUCUGGAGCGGCCCCGGCAGCCGCAGCAGGGGCGGCGGCGGCGGAUCGAGGAGCUCUCCAGGUCGUCCCGGGAGAAGCUGCUGCAGUCCCGGGACAAGAUGUUCUCCAAGUUCACCUCCAUCCUGCAGCACGCCGUGGAGGCGCUUGCACCUUCUCUUCCUUUACAAGAAGAUUUUGUUUACCACUGGAAAGCAAUUACCCAUUACUAUAUAGAAACUUCAGAUGAUAAAGCCCCGGUGACAGAUACAAAUAUUCCAUCUCAUCUGGAACAGAUGUUAGUUAUCUUAGUACAAGAAGAAAAUGAACGGGAAUUUGGAGAGACGGGGCCAUGUAUGGAAUAUUUACUUCAUCACAAGAUCUUGGAAACAUUAUAUACCUUAGGGAAAGCUGAUUGUCCUCCAGGAAUGAAACAACAAGUCCUGGUGUUCUAUACCAAACUUUUGGGGAAAAUCCGGCAGCCACUACUUCCACACAUUAAUGUGCACAGGCCAGUGCAGAAGUUAAUUCGACUGUGUGGUGAAGUCCUUGCAACACCAACAGAAAAUGAAGAAAUUCAGUUUCUCUGCAUUGUGUGUGCAAAGCUGAAACAAGAUCCCUAUUUGGUUAAUUUUUUUCUGGAGAACAAGUUUAAAUCACUGGCUUCCCAAGGAGGCCCAAAUGCAAUUUCAGAAGAUGUAUUAAAAGGUCAAGAUUCCUUGUCAACAGAUACAGGCCAGUCCUGUCAGCCAGAGGAACCGUCGGGUGCUUCUGGAACAGAGCACACAGACUUAGAAGAUGAGACUUCUCGUCAGAUGGGUGACCUGUCCACGAGCUUGGAAAACCUCAGUGUCACUGAAUUGCCAGAGGCCACAGUUGUUCGUCCAAACCAGGAUUACAACCUAGUGAACUCUUUGUUAAAUCUUACUAGAAGUCCUGAUGGCCGAAUAGCCGUGAAAGCCUGCGAGGGCUUGAUGCUCUUAGUGAGCUUGCCGGAGCCAGCCGCCGCCAAGUGCCUCACGCAGAGCACGUGCUUGUGCGAACUGCUCACCGACAGGCUCGCCUCCCUGUACAAGGCCCUACCUCAGUCAGUGGACCCCUUAGAUAUUGAAACAGUGGAAGCAAUUAACUGGGGCUUGGACUCAUAUAGUCAUAAAGAAGAUGCUUCAGCAUUUCCCGGAAAAAGAGCCUUAAUUUCAUUUCUCUCCUGGUUUGAUUAUUGUGAUCAACUCAUAAAGGAAGCACAAAAGACUGCUGCUGUUGCUCUUGCCAAAGCUGUUCAUGAAAGAUUUUUUAUUGGUGUAAUGGAACCUCAGCUAAUGCAAACUUCUGAGAUGGGUAUUCUGACAUCAACUGCUCUGCUCCAUCGCAUUGUUCGGCAAGUAACCUCCGACAUUUUGCUUCAAGAAAUGGUGUUUUUCAUCCUUGGAGAACAGAGGGAACCAGAAACUCUGGCAGAAAUUAGCAGACAUCCUUUAAGACAUAGGUUAAUUGAACACUGUGAUCACAUAUCUGAUGAGAUCAGCAUAAUGACGUUAAGAAUGUUUGAACAUCUUUUACAAAAACCCAAUGAGCACAUUCUUUACAAUUUGGUCCUAAGAAAUCUUGAAGAAAGGAACUAUACAGAAUAUAAACCUGUGUGCCCAGAAGAUAAAGAUGUAGUGGAGAAUGGAUUAAUAGCAGGAGCAGUAGAUCUGGAAGAAGAUCCCUUAUUUACUGACAUUUCACCAGAUAACACUUUGUCAAAUCAAGAGUGGCUUAGUUCCUCACCUCCUGCUACUCCAGACCACCCCAAAACCGAUGGGAAGACUGAAGUCCACAAAAUUGUAAAUAGUUUUCUCUGUCUGGUCCCAGACGAAGCAAAAUCGUCCUACCACGUGGAGGGCACUGGAUAUGACACCUACCUCCGAGACGCUCACAGGCAGUUCCGGGACUACUGUGCUAUCUGCUUAAGAUGGGAGUGGCCUGGCUCUCCAAAAGCACUGGAAAGGUGCAAUUUAGAAGCAGCUUUCUUUGAAGGUCAUUUUUUGAAAGUCUUAUUUGACAGGAUGGGAAGAAUUCUUGAUCAGCCAUAUGAUGUCAACUUACAAGUAACGUCGGUGUUAUCCAGACUUUCUCUCUUCCCUCAUCCGCACAUACAUGAGUACCUCUUGGACCCUUACGUGAACCUUGCUUCUGGCUGUAGGUCUCUAUUCUCGGUAAUCGUCAGGGUUGUUGGAGACCUCAUGGUUCGAAUCCAGCGUAUUCAAGACUUUACUCCCAAGCUUCUACUAGUCAGAAAGCGAUUACUUGGUCUGGAACCUGAAGGACCUGUGAUUGACCACAUCACCUUGUUGGAGGGUGUGAUUGUGCUGGAAGAGUUCUGUAAGGAGCUGGCGGCUAUCGCCUUUGUGAAAUACCAUGCAGCCUCCACACCCUAAACAGCAUCUUUCAAGUAACCAGGGGAACAGAUUGAUCAUGCACAUUUCAUCAAAAAAGCCUCAGUUCCACCCAGCCACGUGACAAUAAAAAGCCUUUUUAAAUGAAGCAUUGCUGUAAACUGGACAGAACCAUUCAGAACCCACUAAGUGGACGCUCUCAGUACAGUGUUGUGUGAUGUUGUUUUCACUGGCUUUAUCAUAAUGGUUCUAUAUAUAAAGUUGCACGUCCUUGAAUCCAGGAUACAAUCAAAGGAACUUCAGGAAAUAAGCAUUUCUGAAUGCCUGUGUGAAAGCUGCAAAAUUUCUGAUGUCAUGACUUUGAUGAUAUUUCUGUUAAUCUAAUAUCCUUUUAGGUAGCAAGGCCUUUUGGCAUUCUUUGGGACUCAAGUGCUUACAUUCUUUUGGAUUAACAAGUAGCAAAAAAAAAAACCAAAACCCUAAUUUUAUAACUUUUUAAGGUCAGAAUUCUUAUCAAACAAAAUAUUUAAAAAACUGUAAAUGAGAAAAAAUACAAUUUAGCAACUAUCAAAUGAAUUAAUAGUAGAAGAUAAAAAUGUGUAGAGCACCAUUAACUUUCUUCAGCUUUUCUAAGAAUAACAGUUUAAUAUGAUAAAUUCUUGAUUAAUAUAUAUAUAUAUUUUUUAAAGAAACGUUCUUUUACUCUUUUGUGCACAUAGCCAGGUUAGUGAUUGAUUUUCAUGUAUGGGUCCCAGUUAAUUUAAACUUUGUCAUUUUUGCAACAACAUUGAAUUUGUGCUCACCGUUGGUAUUGUUUACUAAAAUAGUAUUUUUUAAGGUGAUUAACAUGUAUUGGGUUGAGACCCUUUUCUUUUUUUCUAUCUCUCCGUCCCUCUCUGAAACUUGCUUUGUAAUUUGAUUUUUGUAUUGAAACGCAUUGUAGUGUAGGUGGCAGCAAUCAAAAUGCCAAUGGCGUCCUGAAUGUUUACAAUUUUCUUUUCUCAGUCUUUUGUUUUAAAUCAUUCUAAAGAGAUUUCAAAGCAAACCAACCAAUCUUUCCUGUUUACAUAUGAAAGAAUUUGGGUAAAGUGGUAUCUGUGUGGGCAUGGGUGCAGGAAGGAGUGGUGUGGGGAGUUGGCUGCGCUGUGCACAGCACGCUUGUCCUUGGUUUACACAGUGGGGUUUGCUGAUCCACUUUCUAUGCUUCCUUUAAGUGAUGCUUAUCACUCAAAUAUGCUUUUGAGCUUUCUUGGGUUUUUGUUUUGUUUUUUUUCGGUUGAUGUGUUAAGCAGCAGCACUUUGCUCCUUGCCUUCCCGUUUACUGACAUUUGUAGGAGCAGCAGUCUAGCGAGCCUUCCAGCCUGAAAGGGACCAAACUGCUCCUUGAGAGAACUUGUUUAGCCUAUUUGCAUCUCUACAUCCUACAGCAUGUGUGUAGAAGCAUAUUUUACACCUACUGCUAAUUUUGUUGUAUUUGUUUUUCUGAUUUAUUUUGUAGUUAGUUUUUGCUAUUUAUUAAGAACAAAAUGUCAAAAAAAAUUAUGACUGUUCUUGGCUCUAGAAUGCUUACCACUGUUAAAAAUGACAAAAAAGCUAAAUUUCUAAAUUCAAUGCAAAUCUUUGUUAGCUCACUCUAGGAGAUUUAUUAAGCGAAACAAUGAAGAAAUAAGUGGGAGAUAGUUACUUUGUGCAUGUUUUUCUUUAAAUGGCUUUUAACCGUGGGAAGGCAUAUUAUUCUUUUUGCUGUAUUUAUUGAUGCAAGGAACACUGCAACAUCUUUAUGUUUAGAUGUAGUUGUAGUCUACUUUGAUGUAGGUGUAUUUAAAAUAGAACAUUAAGAGGUAUUAGAUAUUUCUUAAUGUUUGCAUAGAGUUCAGUAAGUGUAAUGGCAAUGUUACCUCGAAAGCCAAAUACUAUUUUAUCCUUGAUUUCACAAUGGGACCUUUUGGCUAAUCCAUGAAACCAAGCUCAGAAAAGCUUUAACUCCUAUUUGUGUGUGUGUGUAUGCUGCUUCUUAAAAGAUAAUUAUUUUCCUAAAUUAUUAUAAUGACCUUGAUUUGUAAUCAGCUAAAGCUUAAGGUAUAGUUUGCUUAUCUUUUAAGUUGGUUUCUGUCUUUCUUUUCUUUUUCUUAUUUAGUUCAGACCUAGAGCCAGCACAAGUUCUCAGAGUGAGUUUGAUUUGUUAGGGAAACAUUGUCCUACAUGACUAGCCAUAUCCAUACUUUCAGAAGUUGACUGUUUCUGUUUCUUAGCAUGUGCAAAACGGAGACUGUGGCACAUUGUGUUGGGUGGACAGUACCACCCUAGGGAUCGCUUGCCAUAACGCGUUCCAAACUGAAUUUCCGUCUUGCUUCACAUUGGUGUGUGGGUAUAACAUUCUUUUUUAAACUUUCUCUCUUAACAGUGUAGUCUUUGGCUUUUGUUUUUUGGUUUUUUUUUUUCAGUAAUGAGCCUCAUUCUUUACUUGAUAGAACUCAAGAUUUGUCCUUAGCCAGCCGAUUAUCAUUGUAGUACUCACAUUCUAACUCUGUAAUGUUCUCAUAAUGUAUCUGUCUGUGCAAUAUAUAAGCUGUGAGUGAAUUCAUAGCUUUUUGGUUUAAUUGUACAUUAUUGUAUGUGUAUAUCUGUAUAUAUAUCUGUGUAUAUAUCUAUGAGGACCAAAAUCCUUAGCUUGCUUACACUGUUGCUAGUGUAAAGAUUAUUACACUUAAUUUUACGGGGCACAAAUUAUGGAAUUACUUCAUAAUUCAUGGUAACAUAUUUCCAUAAAUUAUUGCAUUAAUAUACAAUUACCAUUUAAUUAUGAAGUUUAUACGUAUUGACGGAAGUUAACAGUGAAUUGCUAAAACCACAAUUUAUAUGGUAAUUAUAUUUUGGAUUGUACAGUUAAUCAAAAUAUGCAUGUCAUUGUGACACUUGAUGUGUUAAAACAUGGUAGGUAAUCAUAUUUCUGGGCCCUGUAAAAUAGUGUUACUAUAAUACCUGUUUUGCCUCCUGCCUUGUUUACAUUAAACAAAGGAUAUUUGGUAAAUUUUUCUAUUGAACAUUGUAUAGGUUACUGACAGUGUUAUGAUGGCCUGGAAUUCUAGGUCGGUCAUCUCUGAAGAAGCUCUUCAGAUGGUGACUGUGUACCUACUGUCUCUUCAGUGGAGGUUGUAAUCAAGUUUUUGUGCUAACAAUGCAUGCAGGACUAAGAGGGAUAAUUAAAAAUAAAUCAUUAAUUUAAACAAAA
This is a messenger RNA of Capra hircus (goat), 5842 nucleotides long. It is a transcript of the gene FHIP2A, whose product is annotated as family with sequence similarity 160 member B1. The record is from RefSeq and is a predicted model, not a curated record. NCBI's taxonomy places the organism in Eukaryota, Metazoa, Chordata, Mammalia, Artiodactyla, Bovidae. Bases 355 to 2652 code for a protein of 765 amino acids. The transcript is spliced from 17 exons.